UGGGAUUGCCCCCCCCGGAGCCGGGAGCCGCCAGCAUGGGCCCUGCCGAGGAACUGGUCCGGAUCGCCAAGAAACUGGAUAAGAUGGUGGCCAGGAAGAGCACGGAAGGGGCUCUGGAUCUGCUCAAGUCCCUCACCAACUACACCAUGACCAUCCAGCUGCUCCAGACCACGCGGAUCGGGGUGGCUGUGAACUCGGUGCGGAAGCACUGCUCGGAUGGAGAGGUGGUGGCCUCGGCCAAGAUCCUCAUCAAGAACUGGAAGCGGCUGCUGGAGCCCUCCACCACCCCCAAGAAGGAGAAGGACACGGAUGGGGAGAAGGAGAAGAAGGGGCUGGAUUUGCCCGGCUGCCCCAGUGAAGGGGUGAAGCACCCCAAGACCCCAUCAGAGAAGCACAAGGAGAAGCACAAGGAGAGGAAGCCCAGCAAGUCCAGCUCUUGUGCCAGCAUCCCUCAGGGCCAUUCUGCUGAUGCCAGCCUGGACAGAAAGGCCAAUGAUGGCCGGAGCCCCACUGCAUCCUCCAAGAAGUCACCUCUGGACAGCAAGAAGGAGAGGAGAGACUCUGCUGACUCAAGGUCCUCCACCUCGGCCUCCUCCUCCUCUUCCUCCUCACAGAAGAGGCUGUCAGGGGAGAGGAGAGCCUCUGUGGGCAGCAGCCCUUCCCCAGCUCCCACUGGCUCCCGGAGCAGCUCCACUGACAGCAAGGAGGAAAGAGCCAACAGCAGCAAGGCCAAAGCAGAGACCCCACGGACCCCCAGCAGCCCCUUCUCGCCCAGCCCCUGCCUCCUGGCCCCCUGUUACCUCACAGGGGACUCGGUGCGGGACAAGUGCAUCGAGAUGCUGACGGCCGCGCUCCGCAUGGAUGAUGACUACAAGGAGUUUGGUGUCAACUGCGAGAAGAUGGCAUCGGAGAUCGAAGACCAUAUCUUCCAGGAGCUGAAGAGCACGGACAUGAAGUACCGCAACCGAGUGCGGAGCAGGAUCAGCAACCUGAAGGACCCCAAGAACCCCAGCCUGCGGAGGAACGUGCUGUGCGGGGCCAUCCUGCCCAGCCUCAUCGCCCGCAUGACGGCCGAGGAGAUGGCCAGCGAUGAGCUGAAGGAGCUGCGGAAUGCCAUGACCCAGGAGGCCAUCCGGGAGCACCAGAUGGCCAAGACGGGCGGCACCGUCACCGACCUCUUCCAGUGCGGCAAGUGCAAGAAGAAGAACUGCACAUACAACCAGGUGCAGACACGCAGCGCUGACGAGCCCAUGACCACGUUUGUGCUGUGCAACGAGUGCGGGAACCGCUGGAAGUUCUGCUGAUGGUACCUGGCGAUGGGGCUGGAGGGAUGCAGUGUGAGACAAGGAUGCUGUGACAGCCACGUCGGGGUGCGGAGGAAGGUGAUGCGGUGGCUCCGGUCCCUAUGCCCCAGCUCCCUGUUUCCUUGCACCCCAGGAAGCUGGGCUCUGGCAACAGAUGGGUUUGCUUGGGAAGACCCUGGUGAAUCCAAGUGGUUCAUCCAUUUGCUUGGGGUGAGCUGGGAGACCGCUGCCAACAGUCUCAUCCUCAGUAAGGAAGACUGGUCUGUGUACAUACAGGAGGGACAUUCCUUAUGGAUGUGGGGUUGUGCCACUGGCCUGGGAAACCAGGAGUGGGAAAUGGCCAGGUUUUAACCCAAAUACCUUCUUCCUCCACAGUGGGAGGACACAGAGGGAGAUGGGGUGGUUGUAGGGUGCCCGGAUGCUGGUGGGAUGUCACCAUGUCCCUGCGCUCUGUGACGCAUGGACCAUCCAUCCUGUUUUAAGGGCACUAAAAGGAGGAAGAAAGAAGGGAUGUGGGGGGCAAGAGGAGUGGGGCAAAACCCUCCAGCUAAAGCAAUAAAGGUGUGAACUGUC
This is a messenger RNA of Neopsephotus bourkii (Bourke's parrot), 1877 nucleotides long. RefSeq names its product transcription elongation factor A3 (gene TCEA3). Bases 36 to 1304 code for a protein of 422 amino acids. Lineage: Eukaryota; Metazoa; Chordata; Aves; Psittaciformes; Psittacidae. The transcript is spliced from 14 exons. Gene Ontology annotation, molecular function: zinc ion binding; nucleic acid binding. Gene Ontology annotation, biological process: DNA-templated transcription; transcription elongation by RNA polymerase II. Gene Ontology annotation, cellular component: nucleus. The record is from RefSeq and is a predicted model, not a curated record.